Messenger RNA from Aplysia californica (California sea hare), 687 nucleotides. RefSeq names its product transposon Tf2-1 polyprotein. The transcript has a single exon. The record is from RefSeq and is a predicted model, not a curated record. Lineage: Eukaryota; Metazoa; Mollusca; Gastropoda; Aplysiida; Aplysiidae. Bases 1 to 687 code for a protein of 228 amino acids.
AUGCGGCGGAACACCUGCAGAAUCUCCGACAAGGGACUACGCUGCCGGUUGGAGAAGUGCUCCUUUGCUCAGCCUUUUGUAGAGUACCUGGGACACUACCUUUCCAAGAACGGUAUUGCUAAAGGUCCAAAAACAGAUGCCAUCAUGAAGAUGCCAGAACCUUCCAAUGUGUCCAGCUUGAGAUCUUUCUUAGGCCAAGUCCAGUUCUACAGCAAAUUCCUACCAAAACUGUCGACUAUCUUGGAACCGUUGUACCGUCUGACAAAGAAAGACACCCCAUGGCAGUGGGGUGCUCCUGAACAGACAGCUUUUCAACAUAUCAAAGACUGUCUGAGUGCUGACACCGCCCUGGCUCACUUCAACCCAGCGUUGGAGGUGGGAAUAUCCUGCGAUGCAUCAGACGUGGGAAUUGGCUGUGUCUUGUUUCAUAGAUACAGCGAUGGCAGUGAAAGACCCAUUGCCAAUGUCUCAAAAACACUGACGCAGACCCAGAGAAGAUACAGCCAAAUCCAGAAGGAGGCCCUGGCUAUCAUCUUUGGUCUCAACAAGUUUCACCAGUUCCUCUACGGUCGACGUUUCAUCCUGGUGACAGAUCACAAGCCGCUGAUUGCCCUCUUUGGACCAACAAAGCCAAUGUCCUGCAAAGGGAAUGAACUACGAGCGGAUCUAAUUAUUUCCCUUACAUAA